This is a messenger RNA of Racocetra persica, 135 nucleotides long. NCBI's taxonomy places the organism in Eukaryota, Fungi, Glomeromycota, Glomeromycetes, Diversisporales, Gigasporaceae. The record is from the annotation of a GenBank genome assembly.
CAAGGUCACUGGAGCGAUCAUUGUGCUUCAACAUGUUGCAAUAUUAGUGUGUAAAGUUAUUAUUUGUCUUGGUGGUAAUUAUGAAAAUGUAUCUACCAAAAAGGAAAAUGUUGAUAGAAAAAUAAUUAAAAGAUG